Molecule: messenger RNA, 1608 nt
Organism: Clarias gariepinus (North African catfish)
Lineage: Eukaryota; Metazoa; Chordata; Actinopteri; Siluriformes; Clariidae
Gene: chrnb5a
Product: cholinergic receptor, nicotinic, beta 5a
Exons: 6
Coding region: 138-1331 (397 amino acids)
Biological process (GO): nervous system process; monoatomic ion transmembrane transport; chemical synaptic transmission
Cellular component (GO): postsynaptic membrane; neuron projection; synapse
Molecular function (GO): transmembrane signaling receptor activity; acetylcholine-gated monoatomic cation-selective channel activity
Source: RefSeq, a predicted model, not a curated record
GGUUGGUGGAUUUCCUCCUUGGAUCAGAUCGCUACAAUAAGCUAAUCAGACCGGCCAUCAAUAAGAGUCAGCAGGUCACCAUCGGCAUCAAAGUGUCCCUGGCUCAGCUGAUCAGCGUGAACGAGAGGGAACAGAUCAUGACGACUAACGUGUGGCUCACACAGGAAUGGAACGACUACAGACUCGCCUGGGACCCGGACAACUACGAAGGCAUCCAAAAACUCAGAAUCCCCUCUCACCACAUCUGGCUCCCCGACAUUGUGCUCUACAACAACGCGGACGGCGUGUAUGAAGUCUCGUUCUACAGCAAUGCUAUUGUCGACAACACGGGCGACAUCUUCUGGCUCCCUCCUGCCAUCUACAGGAGCGCCUGCGCCAUCGAGGUCCGCAACUUUCCCUUCGACCAGCAGAACUGCACGCUGAAGUUCCGCUCUUGGACUUACGACCGCACCGAGCUCGACCUCGUGCUGACAUCGGACUUCGCCAGCCGUGACGACUACACGCCCAGCGGUGAGUGGGACAUCGUGUCUUUGCCGGGGCGCAAGAAUGAAGACCCAGAUGACGCCACUUACAUGGACGUCACAUACGACUUCGUAAUCCGGCGCAAGCCGCUAUUCUACACCAUCAACCUAAUCAUUCCGUGCGUGCUCAUUACCUCUCUGGCUGUUCUUGUCUUCUACUUGCCAUCAGACUGCGGCGAAAAGAUGACCCUGUGCAUUUCUGUGCUGCUGGCCCUCACCGUCUUCCUCUUACUGAUCUCCAAGAUCGUCCCGCCUACAUCGCUGGCUGUGCCGCUCAUCGGCAAGUACCUGAUGUUUACCAUGGUGCUAGUGACCUUCUCCAUCGUGACCAGCGUAUGUGUGCUGAACGUGCAUCACCGCUCACCAUCCACCCACCACAUGCCUGCCUGGGUGCAGCGCGUCUUCUUGCACCAGCUCCCCGUCUUCCUGCUCAUGCGACGACCAGGUCCCACAAACAUGCGUGAAAGGUUUCGGAGGAAACACCGCAACAAGUCGUUCUCUGGCGACUCAUUCGCUCUGGGGGUCUGGAGGACAGCCGAACUGCCUGAGGGCUCAGAGUUCGGGCAGAAGGUCAGGGUCAGACGUGAUGGCGAGGUGGACGCAGCCAUCGAGGGUGUUCGGUUCAUCGCUGAACAUAUGAAGAGUGAGGAUGAUGAUGAAGGGGUCAUCGAGGACUGGAAGUACGUCGCCAUGGUAAUCGACCGAUUGUUUCUCUGGGUUUUCAUCCUGGUGUGUCUGGUUGGAACGCUCGGCCUCUUCGUCCAGCCGCUCUUCCAGAGCUACAACACACCUGUGGCGAGAGAUGAGUGACGGGCUACAGCAUACGAUAAUCAGGCGCCGGGUAAACCCGAGAAGAUCUCAGAGCACGUAUCAGUCACAGGCCAGACCAAGCAAAGCGCAUAAAAGUCAGAGGAUCCAUCACACGUACAGGUUACACGGGUGACAGAACGUCCAGCACCUGCGCAGAUCUGCAGCGGCGUGAAGGUGACGACUUCAUCAGGGUAUUCAGAGUUCUCUUAGUGCACUGUGAAAACGAACAGUUCAAUUUUCAUCCUCAAUUCUCACUGAAGUGAUUACACUCCCUGCU